UCAAUAACAUUUUUUAUUUAAAUCGAGGGUCUACUGAAACCAAAUUGGUCAGCCGAUAGUUUUUUAGUGGAGAUUUGUGUAUUUAUACCACAGAAUGUCUAUCUAUUCAACAGUGGGCGGUGUCGAACCUUACUGUGAGAUCCACUACUCAAUCGCUACUUUCUUUCUCCGACUUCAGUUGGUGCUAUUCAACGGUUCUAGUACAGUGGGUGGAGAGCGUCGGUAGAGGCUGUGGUCGCAUAGCAUUUUCUUGGGUAACUCGAAGCUGGUGGGGGAGGCAGAUCCCUCUUGCAGACGUACUACUGCCAGAAAAAUCAGUUUUUUUCCAAAGUCGUUGCUUUAGUGGAAUGUGUCUUUAUGGUAUUCUGUAACUUCAGUCGUCGGAGCGAGUUUUCAGUGGAAAAAAGUCAAACUUUAUCAUAAGUCCAGUUGGAACCACGGCACCAGGAAUACAACCUUGUGCGAGCCAAAUCUCUUAUCAAGUAAAGUUUUAUGAGGAUCCAGUUUUUUUCGAUGAAUACGUUGUCUUGGCAUAUUGUUGUAUUUCCCAAGUGCCUUCCAUUGCAUAAUAGCCGACUGUGAAAUAUAAUUCCACGAUUUUCUUCAUAAACGUCUUGCCUAUUUUGUUUACUGUUGUGAUGUCAUCAGACAUUUGCUGCAGCAUCCAUUGACUGAUGAGGCAGACACAUGGAAGGGUAGGACGUUUUAAUAACAGGCAUACAACAGACAUUGCUCUUCCAUUUUGAACUGUCACCUUGUGCUUUUGUUGACACUGCAAAAAUGAAGUGGACACUACAUUUGAGCCUUCUGUUGAUUUUGUUGGUAUGGAAAGCAGGAGCUAAUGAAAGAAGAGUCCACAGAAGAAUGCUUAGCCGAACGCCCCUCCAGGGGGUGACCUUUACCAAACAACAGACCUCAAAACACAUUGUGGCAAAUGGUGCUGAUGGCCUACUUGCCUCUACCAGCGGCAGUAUAAAGAUAUCUCCUCUGACAGGCUAUGAAGAGAAAAUUCAGGGAGAACAGAGAGCCAACUCUACACGACGAGGAGCAGGAGGGGUCAGAAAGCUGAUACCAAGUAGAAAAAUAAACACACCAAAGACUGAAACAAGCCUCUCUAGUCCAUUGGAGGAAACCAGUAAGCCUGACUUGCCAACCAGAACUUCCACUGGUUCCCUUGGCUCCCUCAAUGUCCUGGCAAGCUUUGCAGGGAAGAACCGUGUCCUUGUCAUUUCUGCCCCCCAUGACUCAGAUGGUUACUACCGCCUGAUGAUGAGCCUGCUCAAGCCUGACGUCCGCUGUGAGAUGGCAGAGCGCCACAUGCAGCAGAUUGUCAUGUUCCACCAAGAGGGCGAGAAGGGUGGGAGGGUAAGUCGCAUCACCAGCCGGGGGGAGGUCUUGGAGCAACCCCUGGACUCAGUCCUCAUCCCCAGGCUGAUGAACUUCCUGAAACUGGAGAAUGGAAAGUUUGGCAUGGUUCUCCUCAAGAAAAACCUCCUUGUAGAGGAGAGGUACCCGUACCCUGUCAGGAUGGAAGCGAUGUAUGAGGUGAUCGACCAGACCCCCAUGCGUAAGCUGGAGAAGGCCAGGCAGAAGGGCUUUGUGCAGAGGUGUAAAAUGGCUGGUGUGGAGGGUCAAGUGAUUGAGUCUGAAGGGACGGUGGUGACAGGAUCUAAUCCUAGAGAGAUUAUGACAGUGCAGAGGGUCCCGGGGAGGAGAGGAGGGGAGAGACCAGCUAAGGGACAAAAUGCCAAGGAUUUGAUAGCUACCAUGAGCAACAGGACAAAAGCAAUUAUGAAAAUACAAACCACUUUCAUGAAACCUACUACAACCGCAAAACCUACUACAAACGCAAAACCUACUACAACCGCAAAACCUACCACAGCUGCAAAACCUACUACAACCACAAAACCUACUACAACCACAAAACCUGCCACAACCGCAAUACCUACUACAACCACAAAACGGACAACAACCACAGCGAGAACCACAACCACGGCGAGAACAACUGCAGCUGGCACGCUGUCUUUAACUCCAUCCACCACCAACCCCACCACCACCAUGCACACUACCUCUUAUCCUAGAACGACACUUCAAGGGAACCUGGCUCCUCCUUCCAUGGGUGAAUCCCCCUACGUCCCCUCCGUCAACAGCAAAAUGAUCCGAAACCGGCUGACUGUCAAACCAACGUCCCAUCCCUUUACUGAGCCUCAUGACUUCACAGAGUCCAUUAAAGAUAAGCAAAACCAACAUGGAGAAACCACAGAUCCCAAGGACGGCCAGCAUGCUGGCACCCGUGCAACUCAACUCACCCGUGAAGAUAAAGGGGAUCUGGCUAGCGAGCCCAGUGUUUCUGCCUUCAAGAAGGUUCAUCUUGGGCUCGACAGUCCAGAGAGGAAGAAAAAGACAGAUAAAGCAGUCAAAAAGAAAGCAGACAAGCAGAGGGUCAAAAUUGCCAAAGAGGAGGAGGGCAACGUCCGUGGCAGAAAGCCUGGGAAGAAAGGUGCUCUGUUCCAGGAGAAAGCGAGUGGUGAUAAGCUGGCUGCCAAACAAGCAAGUGCCAUGGAGCCGUUAGCUUCCUUCCUCAGUUCCUUUGAAAGGAGGAGACGACUACUUGUCAUCACUGCUCCCAGUGAAGACAAUCGCAUGUACACUCAACAGAGAGAUGAGUAUCUGGAGCAAGUGUGUGAGAUGGCCAUAAGAAAAAUCUCUAUCAUCAUCAUUUAUGGCACUUGGAACAAUGGCACCAUGAAAAUAGAUCACUAUCAAUUGGAGCAAGAUCAACCUUUGAAGGGUGUACCAAGAGAUGACCUUACAAGCCAGCCACUUAUCAAAACACUGAGGAAGGAACUGGGAAUGACAUUUAACGACUAUUACAUGGUGCUGACUGACUUUGAUAUGAAAGUCAAGCAAGAAUAUGAAGUGCCCAUUGCCAUGAAAGCUGUGUUUGACUACAUAGACACGUUCUCUUCACGGAUCAAGGAAAUGGAGCAACAGAAAAAGCAAGGUUUGAUCUGCAAGAGUGAAGACAAAUCUAGAUCCUUAGAGAACUUCCUUUCCAGGUUCCGCUGGAGGCGGAGGCUAUUUGUGAUGUCAGCUCCUGAGGUUGACGACUGGGCCUAUCAGCAGCAGCUCUACACCCUGACCAGUCAGGCCUGCAAUCUGGGCUUGCGUCACAUGUCUGUGCUGAAACUGGUUGGGAAGAACAUUGACGACAUGGGCGGAGUCUUGGAGCUCUAUCCUAUCAAUGGAAGCGCUACAGUUGAACGGCAGGACCUCUCUGCCUCGCUGGUUAAGGAUGUCAGGAACUACUUCCAGAUCAGUCCUGAGUACUUCUCAAUGCUCCUGGUUGGGAAGGACGGCAACGUGAAGUCCUGGUAUCCUUCUCCAAUGUGGUCCAUGUCUAUCAUGUAUGACUUGGUGGACUCCAUGCAACUUCGCCGACAGGAAAUGGCCAUUCAGCAGUCUCUGGGAAUGCGCUGCCCUGAGGAUGAGUAUGAUCACCAUGACAGGGAUCAAGAUGGGUACCACCAUCGAGGAUAUGGUUACUAAAGAUGUGAAAUGCACGUUACUUUAAAAAUAGAUGAUUUUCUGAGAUGAUUUUCCAUUGGUUGUAUCUGUACAGCAUUGCUUGCCUUUGUUAUUUGAUCAAAAGUGCUGUUACAUAGAUUUAAUUUUGUUUAUUAUUAUUUCUUUUUGCUUUUGUCAUGUUGGUCUUUUUAUGUUUUCCUUUUAACAAUUAAAAGUUAAAAAUGUCUAAA
This is a messenger RNA of Hypomesus transpacificus, 3758 nucleotides long. It is a transcript of the gene ccdc80l1, whose product is annotated as coiled-coil domain containing 80 like 1. The transcript has 7 exons. NCBI's taxonomy places the organism in Eukaryota, Metazoa, Chordata, Actinopteri, Osmeriformes, Osmeridae. The record is from RefSeq and is a predicted model, not a curated record. Bases 781 to 3549 code for a protein of 922 amino acids.